Molecule: messenger RNA, 789 nt
Organism: Cyprinodon variegatus (sheepshead minnow)
Lineage: Eukaryota; Metazoa; Chordata; Actinopteri; Cyprinodontiformes; Cyprinodontidae
Gene: pole3
Product: polymerase (DNA directed), epsilon 3, accessory subunit
Exons: 4
Coding region: 207-647 (146 amino acids)
Biological process (GO): leading strand elongation; heterochromatin formation; DNA damage response
Cellular component (GO): CHRAC; epsilon DNA polymerase complex
Molecular function (GO): chromatin DNA binding; protein heterodimerization activity
Source: RefSeq, a predicted model, not a curated record
CGGUCGAAGUUAAAUCUUGACGUAGGCGGGCUCGUGGUGCUGGACUAUUCGCGGGAAACGUCCAAAAACAAACGUGUGUGAAGCCGCGCGGCUGGUUCUGGUUGAUUCGGACGCAGCUCCCGGUGACGGAAGCGGCUACCGCGCGCGCGCGCCGGUACUUAAAGGCUUCGCGGGACAAGAGGAGGCAGGAGACACGAGCGGAAGACAUGGCGGAGCGGCCAGAGGACCUGAACCUUCCCAACGCGGUGAUCACCCGCAUCAUCAAGGAGGCGCUCCCAGAUGGGGUGAACGUGUCCAAAGAGGCCCGGCGAGCCAUUUCCCAGGCGGCCAGCGUGUUUGUGUUGUAUGCCACCUCCUGCGCUAAUAACUUUGCCUUGAAGGCCAAAAGGAAAACUUUGAAUGCAGGAGACGUGCUAGCAGCCAUGGAGGAGAUGGAGUUUGAGAGAUUCCUGGAGCCACUCAGAGAAGCUCUGGAAGUGUACAAGAAGGACCAGAAGGGAAAGAAGGAGGUGAGCGAGCAGAAGCGCAAAGACAAGGAGAAGAAGAACGACUCUGAGAACGACAAGAGCAGAGAGGAUGAGGAGGAGGAGGAGCAGCGCAUGGAGGAGCCUGAGGAGGAAGCUGACGAGGAGGAGGUGGAGAACUGAGGAAGCAGGAGCACAGCUGUGCCCUCUCUCUUCUAACAUGAGGAGGAACCUUAAACAUCUCCAGAACCUGGACUGGAGCUUCUUCACUUCAAUUUAUUCAGAUUUGUCUGCAGUUUAACUUUGGUUCUGUUUCAUAAAAAAA